Messenger RNA from Cloeon dipterum, 864 nucleotides. RefSeq lists its product as uncharacterized. Bases 213 to 521 code for a protein of 102 amino acids. The record is from RefSeq and is a predicted model, not a curated record. NCBI's taxonomy places the organism in Eukaryota, Metazoa, Arthropoda, Insecta, Ephemeroptera, Baetidae. The transcript is spliced from 3 exons.
GCGUGAAUAAUUUACGACUGCUUUCUUUAACUGACGCACCGCCAAAAUAAUUAAGCUGCAUUAGGCUGAUUAAAAUUAAUUGUGUCCAGCAAAUAUAAGAGUAGGCACCGACGAGAGCGUCUGCCUAUCGACCUUCUCUGCGGUCGGCGGCGCUUUCCCCAUGGAGGCGCGCGCUCGGGGCGCACGGCACAGCCGCCUCCGCCGCUCAGUCUAUGGCUGGCAAGCGCGAGGGCUUCGUCCUGCAGCAUGUGAACCUGCUGCUCGGCGGGGCUAUGCUCGGUGGGCUGGUGCUGCUGGUCGUAUUGGCAUGCUGUUGCUGCAGGUACCAAACGGUACGCAAGGAAGUCCUUCGCACCCAGUCUUCCAGCGCAUACUGGUUAGGAAUGGAAGAGGACCCGCCCUGCAGCACGCCAGCCCAACAGCAAGCGCCGCCGCCACCUUACAUGGAAGCAUCAGGAAUGGUUCAACAACAGCCUGAAGAAGACGACCCACCGAGCUAUGAAAGUGCUGUUCACAUGUGAAAUAAUAUUUUGCAACUGCUUUUUUCACCAAAACCACCACUUGCCUUGAUGUUACUGAAUUGAACCAAGAGACAAAGAAGAUGGAUAGUUGUGUCUAGGAUAAAUUUAAUGUCCUAGACCUUAUUCGCUGUAGUAUUUAAAAGGAAGAUAGAUCAAAAUCGUUUUUAUCCUGACGUUAGACUUAUUUAGAGAGACGUGUACAAGAAAUCGAAAAGGGUAAAACCGCAAUAUUUGCACAUGAUGUCAUAACAUUUUUUCGCAAUUUUAGACAGAUUAACGCUUUUAAAUGUAAAGGCACGAUUAUGGAAUAAAUAUUAUGCUUGAAUUUGUAAAUGAAUUUAAA